AUGUGGAAAACUUACCUUCAGCCUACUAAAAGUUUUAAAGCAAAAACAAAGGACCCGUCAAACGUGAGGGAAAGAAUCCAAAGCUUAUCAGAAGCUGUAAGCGGCCUAAAGCAAGACGUCCAUAAUGAAGCUACAGUUAAUGCAAUGAACUUUGAAAGGAUUGAAAAGCAGCAUUUUAAUACAUUAAAUAGCCAAGUAAUGACCCUAAAAAAAGCUUUUACAGACCUUGCAGAUGCUUUAGUAGAAGAAUUAGAUGGGGUAAGAGAAGAAAUGAGGGGAGAAAUAAAGAUGAACAAAGAAGAAAUUUGGCAGAAAUUUGAGGAAAUUAAUAUGAACAACAGGCAAGCACAAGAAAACCAUCAUCAACUGAAUGCUGCACUAACACAGACUACGAAACAAGCUUUUCAGCAUAUACAAACACUGAAAGCAAACCAAGAUAAAUUAGCAGGAGAUAUUGAAGCGGGAAGAGCAAAGGCGAGUGAAGCUCAAAAUGAUUUAAAACAGUUUAUUACCCAGCUGCAGAAAAUUGUGGAGACAAAUUCACAGCAUGUUGCAAGUCUUUAUAAAGAGCAAAAAAUCAUACAAAAUAAUUUGGAAAAAUUAAAUAAACUGCCUGAUGAAAUUUCACACACAAAUAAAUGGCGACGACACCGACCUGUCCCUCCCCCGAACCUGUAGUGUGAUUGGGGACCUUGCUGCGGCCUGAAGCUAAUCCACUCAGGGAAAGGUCUGAUAUGGGUACUGGUAUUUGUGCCCGGCUAGGUUUCCCUCCCGGUCCAGCAAUGACGAUUUUUGGAUCGUCCCGACGGGACAUGGGACAAAAAAGGGGUUUUCCUCUAGGGACUGCUGGCGCCCAAAUCGGACGGCACAGCAGAUGCCGAUAAGAGCUAGGGAGUUAAUCUCUAGCUCUAACCCUAGUCCGCCUACUUCCGGAAUCUCAUGACCAGCCCCAUGACCGGAAGGAGCCGAGUGGUAGCCUGUGGCACUUAGGUGUACACUGGGAGCAGGGCAAGGAAAGCAAGCGAGACGACCAAAAGGAGGAAGAAAAGGACCUACGGUCCUGGCCGGGAGCUACUCAAUAACAUUCUAAUUCUAAUUCUAAAUUCUGCCUGAUGAAAUUUCAAAUGAAAUUUUGAAUGAAAAAGAAAAAAACCAAGAAAACGUAGAAAUUCUUCAAGAAAGCAUUAAAAAUCUUAGUUUUGAUAUAAGAAACCUCGAAAAACAGCUUCUUGAGUACUCCACUAAGUCUGAUUUACAGCUAUUUAAAGGUGAUUUUAUUGAUUUAGAAAAGAAAUUAAAAGAACUAUCAGAAGAAUACAGAAAAUCUUUUUAUGAAAUUAGAAAAGAAUUUGAUGGGAAAUGCGAUGAUAUUAAAAGAGAACAAAUUAAUAUUUCUGAUGAAAUUAUCCAAGAAAUCAGAGAAAAAAGUAGCCCACAGAUAGAAAAUAGGGUGGAAUAUCUGGAAGAGCUAACCACUGCUCAGCGAAGAGAAUUAUUUGGGUCAAUUACAUCAAUGGAGCAGUCCUUUGUGAAAAAGCAAGAAAAGAUUAUAAGGGCAAUUUAUCAGCUUGCCAGACACCAAGAUCUCCCUGAAGCUCUUCUUGGGCUUUAA
This is a messenger RNA of Blepharisma stoltei, 1612 nucleotides long. Lineage: Eukaryota; Ciliophora; Heterotrichea; Heterotrichida; Blepharismidae. The record is from the annotation of a GenBank genome assembly.